AUGCGAAGAGGAUGUGAUUUGGGGGAAAGCAUAAACUUGAUGCCCUUGGCUAUCUACAAAAGGUUUGGCAUUGGAAGAUCAAGACCCACAUCCAUUCUACUACAGCUAGCCGACCGGACAGUGAAGAGGCCAUCAGGUAUCCUUGAUGAUGUAUUAGUACAGGUUGGGAAGUUUGAGUUACCAGUAUAUUUUGUCAUUCUGGACUGCCGGGUUGACGAGAAGAUUCCCAUAAUUUUGGGAAGACCAUUCUUGGCCACUGGGAGAGCUUUAAUUCAUUAUGAAACUGGAGAGCUAAAAAUGAGACUAAAUGAUGAAGAGAUAACAUUCAAUGUGCAUAAAUCUAUGCGGCGACGAAGUGAAUUUGCUAACUACUCUCUAAUAGAAGCUGUGGAUAACUUAGAUGAAGCAAAUGGAGAGUACUUGGCGGAGUGGGUACUGGCUCUUGAAGGCCAAGGGUUUUGGGAAAGAGAGCUAGAAUUUGAGCCUUUGCACUUAGAAGAAAGGAAAACUCCUCCAGCUAGGCCAUCGAUAAAAGAGCCACCAAAGUUGGAACUGAAGCCACUACCACCUCAUCUCAGGCUGGAAGGAGCCGAAAAGAAGGUUGAGGUGGAAGAGAUUGUGGAAACUUUCCCGGAUGAACAACUCUUAGCGACGAGCCUCGAUGCUACACCAUGGUAUGCAGAUAUUGCAAAUUACAUGGCAAGCGGUAUUGUUCCUUAUGACUUGUCUUCUGUGCAAAAGAAAAAGUUUUUUCGUGAUUGUCGCAUGUAUUUUUGGGAUGAACCAUAUCUGUUUAGGAUUUGUCUUGCUAACAUGAUCCAGAGAUGCAUUCCCGAGAUAGAUCAAUCUUCUAUUUUGCAGAUGCAUACUUCUGGGUGA
Messenger RNA from Nicotiana tabacum (common tobacco), 879 nucleotides. Lineage: Eukaryota; Viridiplantae; Streptophyta; Magnoliopsida; Solanales; Solanaceae. The record is from RefSeq and is a predicted model, not a curated record.